UCAGUGGUGUUGCCUCGCGGGGCUGUCGCCCGUGGCCGGCUCGGGUACGUCCAGCCUGGCCAGCUCCACCGCAUGCUGGUGGUGGGUAGGUGACUUGGAACGCGUGGACGCGUCGGAUGGCUGCAGCAGCGGGGAUAUCUCGGAGGUGGCAUUGGCCGGCACCUGACCACACACACACACACACACACACACACAGGGAAGGGAUGGGAGAGGGGAGGGUAGGAGAGGGUGCAUGUGUUGUGUUGUGAAUUGGGUGAUUGUUCGUCUCGUCGGGCCCACCCACCCAUUUGUAUACGACUUGGUUCUUGUCGAUCUUGAUGCGCCUGUACUCCCAAUCGCCGCCAGCCAUCUUGACGGGACCCUUGACACGAGCCGACUUUUCCUCUGCACACAACAUAGAUCACUUACACGGUGCAUUUCCAUGGAACGUAGUACUUUUCGGUUUCUCCUUCUUGGUUGGGGCGCAGCACAUGCACCAGACCUCCUCUUCGUCGGCGUCGAUGUCCCUGCUUUGCGGCGAGGAUGCGUCGGUCUUCUUCUCGCCCAGGUGCACCUCCACCGACUUGACCACGUCCACCCAUAUCUCGUCAAUCUGAUGACACACACAUAAGACAAGGCACACAACGAUAUGUAUGGCCGUGACGUGGAAUCCCUUUCUGUGUCGGUGGGCUGACGCGUCACCUUCUCGUUGAUGCGCCGUCGGGCGGACCCGGCAAUCUUGCUCAGAAUGCACCUGCAAUCCAGCGACCACAUUGCCAACGCCGUGAACGUAUCGGGACACACACCACACACACAAGAAGCGCCUUGACGUCCUUACCCCUCGAGGCAUCUGAAGCAUGCCAUGGAUACGAUGAAGGUGAAGUACAGCCAGUAGGCAAACUCCACCACCAGAAUCAACCCGAAACGCUCCGUUGCAGGAUCUGCAACAGCCAGACGGACCGGACACACACACAGAUGAUUGCAUCGGCAGGCAGGACGCACAGGUGUGGUGCGGACGGGCGGGCGGGCGGACCUUGCAAGAGGGGGAUUCUCUUGUGCGUGGCGCGAGGGCAGCCGUACUGCACAGCACAGGAGCAGAGCAGCAUACCGGGCACUCCUCAUGGCCUUCCUGUGUGUUGGUGUCGUGUUGGUGUUGUGUUGCGUGAGUGGAUGUCUUGCUUGCCAUGAAAGAGACGGUUAGGUUGAAGAGCACGAUGCCCCACGCCGGCAGCCAAAAGAACAACCACCCCGCCAGCCGCCUGCCAUACCAUGGACGGUAUGGAUGAUGCGAUGCCACACAAACAACACAACCAACGCCCAUUGAUCAUCUCACCCACGGCACCACCCAACUUACGUAUCUACCUGCGGCAUUGGACAUCCCUCCUGACGUCCUGCACCAGCUUGAUGGGCGUCUUCUUGUCCACCUGCCGCUCCAGCACGUACGCCCCAAGCCGGUUCUUGACGAGGGUGGGCAUUGCCGUCACAUCCCGCUUGAGCCAGGCGGUGCGCUCGGGUGGGACGGUGAAGGCCUCGCGCAGGUCCUGCUUGAGCUCGUGGAAUCGCGUGUGCAGGGCGUCGAUGACCUGCCCCUGCACCUCAUCCUGGGCAUGGUCCACCACAACCGUGAUCAGCUGCAGGCAGGAACCAUGAGGAUGGACAAGAGACGCAGGGCUGCUGUGGUCUGUGUGGUUGGCUGGGAGACCUUGUUGAUUCGGAUGUUUCGAAGAAUGGCAGCAGCGAUGAGUCCGAGGAAGAGCAGGACGCUGAGGACCAGGGUGGCGAGGCCGAACAGACACCCGCCGAAGUUGGAUGGCUUGAAGUCGGGGUCAUGCACUAUCUCGGCUGGCAUCAGGUGCGCCUGGCAUGACAUCCCAUUCCAUCCCAUCCACACACACAGACAAACAUGUCAAGCCGUUGUUGCCUCUUAGGUGUAGAUGGGUGUGCGUACGUGUCUGAGUCUGGGUAUGGCGAGGAUGGAUGCGCAGAUCCACAGGAGGAGCAUGAGAAACAGAAACCCACAAGCGGGACAUGGGUACCUCGGGUCCCAUCCACACAUCCUGUCAACACACAAAACGGACAACAGAGAUGCAUCCCUCCCUCUCUCCCCCCUCAGUGGCAGUUUGUUCAGCUGACUGACUCGACUGACCCGAUGGGUUUGGGUGCGUCGACUUCGACGGCCACGUCCACAUCCACCAUAUCCAGCUCCACGUGCUGCAGGUUUUCCAGCCCGCAGAACUUCUUGAAGUCCCGGGGACUGCUCGUCAGCGGCCGCCUCUCCACGGUCACUUCAGUGGGUGCGGCGUCGGCGCCGGCUGGCUGGGCCGCCUUGGGCGUCUCCUCUUGAGCCAGCUCCUGGAAGGCCGUCGGACUGAGGUCCACCAUGGUGCCCAAUGGUCCGACACCUGCAGAAUAUUUUAUACACACGGACACCCAACACAGCAAGAAGAUGAUGAGGCAGUGCAUGGAAUGCGACUUGCACUGCAAACUGGCUCCGCGUAUUCGUCAUGUACUCUGUCUGAACAUGCCUUGCUGCUGCACUGCACUGCCUAUCUGAUGCAUUCUCGUCGCAUCAUGCUGCUCUGACUCGCGAGGUGAGGUGCGACGCGCGACCUCGUGGCCUUGCCGCUGACUGUGGCAUCCACCCGCCGUUCCUUACCUGUAUGAGUAUGAGCUUCUAAGGCCUCCAGAGCGAAGGCUUCAGAGGGCCCACAUGCGACCUCUCGCAAGCUGAUCUCAGACGACUGCUAGUGACUUCCCAAUCGUCCUGACACGGGGCUAAUGGCAGUAGAAGAAGGCGGUGGCUACGACGGGACGUCGCCUGGAAAAUUGCGAGCUUAUUGUGAAGUGAUCGACUCGAAAAGGCGGUUUUGUGAUGGAAGUGGCGGUGCAGGCGUGUGAGCUCACAGUGUGCGUUUGUUUCCAU
Molecule: messenger RNA, 2902 nt
Organism: Vitrella brassicaformis
Lineage: Eukaryota; Vitrellaceae
Source: the annotation of a GenBank genome assembly